Molecule: messenger RNA, 5912 nt
Organism: Anopheles gambiae (African malaria mosquito)
Lineage: Eukaryota; Metazoa; Arthropoda; Insecta; Diptera; Culicidae
Gene: pAbp
Product: polyadenylate-binding protein
Exons: 4
Coding region: 793-2724 (643 amino acids)
Cellular component (GO): ribonucleoprotein complex
Molecular function (GO): RNA binding
Source: RefSeq, a predicted model, not a curated record
GCGUUCGAGCAGUUUUUCGAGCACCGUCGGCAGUGCUUGGGCACGUCGCAGGCCGUACCGCUGCCAUCUUGCUCGUGUCGCUGAAGUUGUGCGGUUGUGCUUCUGGAACAGGAUCGCACAACCACUCACAUUUUUUUGUGAAUAAAAAAAAUACCAACAAAAAUACACAAAAAAAUCAUAAAAAAUCAAAAAAUCUACCCCCAAAAAAAUCGCAAAACUGUGAAAAACCAAGCAAAACACACAAAAACCCCCCACUUUUACCCAGCCGUAUUUUUUCAUUUCGCAAAAAAAGAAGAGAUUGCCAACAGUGCGAGUGUGCGUGUGUGCGUGUGCAGUGCGAACAAACGAAGUCGUGCGUGAGAAAUUGAAAGAAAGAAAAAAUUCGACCGUCGACGUCAGCGCUCAGCCCUCUCCCCCCGCACCCUGCUACUACGGCGAACCAUUCUCAGCGUCUCGGCAUUUGGAAGCAAGAAGCAAAAGAAGUUCCGUGUGGUUGACAACGCGCGGUGCAUCAAAAAAGCGAAACGUAGCAGCAACAACGUGUCCACCAACACCAACAAACACAGUGUGAGUGCGCGUACUUCGUGAUUGGAAUAUUUUUUCGAAUCGGAUCCCUUCUGCGUGGAUUUCCGGUGGUGUGUUCGGUGGUCAUCGAACGAGAGCAACCCACGUGCCCCGUGAACGUGUGUGUGUGUGUGUGUUUGUGUGCGCACCGCUGAAUAAGUCGAGUGAAAGUCUCUGAACACAGAUAUAGAAAAGAAAAGGCAGUAAUCAGCAGCAGCAGCACACAAGAUGAAUCCCGGCGCACCGAACUACCAGAUGGCCUCGCUGUACGUGGGCGACCUGCACUCGGACAUUACCGAGGCGACGCUGUUCGAGAAGUUCUCGUCGGCCGGCCCGGUCCUGUCGAUUCGCGUCUGCCGCGACCUGAUCACACGCCGCUCCCUCGGCUACGCGUACGUCAACUUCCAGCAGCCCGCCGAUGCCGAGCGUGCACUGGAUACGAUGAACUUCGACCCGAUCAAGGGCCGCCCGAUCCGCAUCAUGUGGUCGCAGCGUGACCCGUCGCUGCGCAAGUCCGGCGUCGGCAACGUGUUCAUCAAGAACCUGGACAAAAAGAUCGACAACAAGGCGAUGUACGACACGUUCUCCGCGUUCGGCAACAUCCUGAGCUGCAAGGUGGCGCAGGACGAGAAGGGCCAGAGCAAGGGGUACGGGUUCGUGCACUUCGAGACGGAGGAGUCGGCCAACACCUCGAUCGAGAAGGUCAACGGCAUGCUGCUGAACGAGAAGAAGGUGUACGUCGGCCGCUUCAUCUCGCGCAAGGAGCGCGAGAAGGAGCUCGGCGAGAAGGCGAAGCUGUUCACGAACGUGUACGUGAAGAACUUCGGCGAGGAUCUGACCGAGGAGGCGCUGCGCGACAUGUUCGAGAAGUUCGGCCCGAUCACGAGCCACCGCGUGAUGACGAAGGACGGCAAGAGCCGCGGCUUCGGCUUCGUCGCGUUCGAGAAGCCGGAGGACGCGGAGGAGGCGGUGCAGAAGCUGAACGGUAAGGAGCUGAGCGACGGCAAGGUGCUGUACGUGGGCCGCGCCCAGAAGAAGAACGAGCGCCAGAUGGAGCUGAAGCGCCGGUUCGAGCAGCUGAAGAUGGAGCGCCUGACGCGCUACCACGGCGUCAACCUGUACGUGAAGAACCUGGACGACACGAUCGACGACGAGCGGCUGCGCAAGGAGUUCGCCCCGUACGGUACGAUCACCUCGGCCAAGGUGAUGCUGGACGAGGGCCGCUCGAAGGGCUUCGGCUUCGUGUGCUUCUCCGCGCCGGACGAGGCGACCAAGGCGGUGACGGAAAUGAACGGCCGCAUCGUCGGCAGCAAGCCGCUGUACGUCGCGCUGGCCCAGCGCAAGGAGGAGCGCAAGUCGCACCUGGCCAGCCAGUACAUUCAGCGCGUGAACAGCCUGCGCAUGCAGCACAUCGGGCAGGUGUACCAGCAGAGCGGCAGCUACUUCAUGCCGACCAUCGCCCAACCGCAGCGCUUCUACGGGCCGCAGGUGGCGCCGGUGCGUACCGCGCCCCGCUGGUCCGCCAACGCCCAGAUGCGCCCGAACGCGGGCAACCAGAACGUGGCGGCCAAUGCACCGGCCGGCGGCUACCCGGCCAUGACGGCGGCCCACGUCGCCAACAACCAGUACCGCCAGGCGGGUAAUGUGCGCGGCGCCAACCAGCAGGCCCCGAACGCCCAGUCGGCCCAGGCCAACUCGGCCGCCAUGCGCAAUGCGGCGCGCCCGAUCACCGGCCAGCAGACCGCGGCCAACAUGCAGACGCGCCCGGUUGCGCCGCAGCUGGCCGCCGGACAGGCCCGCACGCCCAACUACAAGUUCACGCAGUCCAUGCGCAAUCCGCAGGUGCCGCAGCCGGUGCCGAUCCCAGCUCAACCCGUUGCUCAGCAGGCUGUCAUCGUUAAAGGUCAAGAACCGCUUACCACCAGCAUGCUGGCUGCUGCUCAGCCGGCUGAACAGAAGCAGAUGCUUGGCGAGCGGCUGUUCCCGCUGAUCGAGCUCAUGUAUCCGAACCUUGCCGGCAAAAUCACGGGCAUGUUGCUCGAGAUCGACAACUCGGAGCUGCUGCACAUGCUGGAGCAUAAGGAGUCGCUCAACGCGAAGGCUGAGGAGGCUGUGGCUGUGCUGCAGGCUCACCAGAAGUCUUCGGCCCAAACCAACUAAGCGACGAACCCUCCGCCUAGCAGCAGCAGCGGCGCAGCUGGAAGCGACGUCGUCUCCCCCCGCUCGCGGCUCAGUUGGACACGGACCACAACCACCGCCCCUUGUUAGAGAAGAACCACCCUCCUCUUCAUGAUUAUUUAGUGUGUGCGUUCGUUUUGUCGAGGCGUUUCAAAUCAAUCCAACAUUGCCGCGCACACCCCCCUCAGAUGUAUGUACGAUGAUGGAAGAUGUCACAUGCCGCGGGUGGAUGUUAGGUAAAUUCAAUUAAACGAACCCCAUUUUUGCACUAUAUAUUCACGGUUGCGGGAUUGUGUGUAUAAUAUUCUUGCGUGUGUUCUGUAGCGGAGGGCAAUUGAUGGGCACGACGGACGAACUCGCAAAAAGAUACAUGAGUGUGGUGGAGUUUUGUGUUCACCUGAAUGAGGGUGGGGAGAUGGCGCUCGAUUUAAUUUUUUUUUCAUUAUUCAUACUAUAAUAUUGAAUAUGUCAUUUACUCGUAAACAGCGCUAAAACGAUUUCCCAGCUUUUUAUGCGGAGCACUUUGCGCACAUGCUGCAAAACCUCUUAUUAUGAGAUAAUAUAAUCUAUCAAAUAUAUUAUGCAAAAAUAUAUGUAUGAAGUAUAUAUAUAUAUACGAAAAAAUCUACAAAAAAAUGGAAAACAAAUUAUAAAAAUCGUAACUGAUGAAAAAGGUAACUGAAAAAAGAUUGCAAAAUAGAAAUGAAAUCAUCAUCCUCUUGACACGAUGGAGCAGAAAAAGAAGAAAAUAACAAAUGAGAGAUGGGUGGUGGUCGAUGUAGAAGAAGAGAAAAAAGCAAAAAAAGCGACACAAGAGCAAGCACAGUAGCAAAAGAGAAAAACAGAAAAUUGAGGAAAAAAACAGUAAACAACAGAAAAAAAUGUCUACAAAGAUUGAAAGAGAAGAGAGAGUACCUUCAAUAAUUGAACCAUGGAAACAAAACUUUGUCAGGACAAGUGAAAUGUGCUAAAAGAGUAACUUGCAGAAACACUUUUUGAAACAACAAGGAGAAACUACUACAAAAAUGCGUGAAGCAGCAGUAGAAAGUAUGGAAAUUAAACUUUUCUGUCUCUGCCAAGCCGCAUAUGUUGUGUGAAGAUUAUUGCAAAAGUUUAUGAAAAACAAUUCUGAACUUUUACGUGAAAAAAGCACAGCAGUACAGUGUAGUCGCGUGUACUGUAGGGUAGUAGGUAGUAUCCGACCAACUAGCGAGAAGAGAAGGUUACAAAAAGAAGAAAACAAAAAACGCAAAAAAUGUGAGCCAAACACAACCAUACGAUUGGGAAUGUUCUUAUGCAACAGCAACAGCAACAAAACAAAAAAAGAAGCGAUCCUUAUUUCAAAGAGAUACAACGGAACAACCGAUGCGACAGUCUUUAAAAUGAUGUAAACGAGAAAUAAACAAGCAAAAAAUUGAAAAAUAACAAAAAAAGUGAAAACAAACAUAUAUAAAAACAAAAAAGAGAAAAACUUACGUGUGGAAGAAGCGGAUAGAGAGAAAGAGAGAAGAGGACGAAGAAGAGUGGUAUGUGGUGGUAAACACGCGAUGAGGAUAACACGCGUGAGGAGGAGGAGGAGGGAGUAGGAGUUGGGUUGAAAGCGGAUGAUAGAAGCAAGAAACUAGGGAACUACAGCCAGACGGAAGAAAUGCAACAAUUAGGCACGAGAAAAUGGGAUAAAAAUAACAAUAGAAAAAAAAAAACUGAAAAACUUGCAACUGAAGAAAAUUCUACAAAACAAAAAAGGGACAUAUAUGAUGAAACACGGGACGAGUGAAAGCGAAAGUAAGAGAGUAUGAUACAUUAGGAGAGAAAUUUGUAUCUGUUCUUCAUUAAAACGAUAGGUGGCGUGUGCUUUUUUAUGUGCGGUUAGAAGCAGAUCACACGACGAGGUGAUCGUCGUCUCCUUGUCUUAGUCAGCGCAAAUGGAUUCUUUGCAUUUUGUUCAUCCUUUUUUGUUUGACUGUAGGGUUUUUGCUUGUUGUAGAAUCUCCUUUCGUGAGAGAAUCGGUUUCGACGCUUUUUGAGGGUUCGAUCUUUUCGAUGGCUCCCGCCAUUAUCAUAGUUUGGAGAUAGUAGAGACACAGUUUUCAGUUCAGGGUUAAUAUUUCCGAUAGAAAUGAACAAAAUGGAAUAUUUUCCCUUUUUUUCUAUGAAAAUAGUAUUCCCCCGUAGGCCUCCCAAGGUAGCUUUGUCAAAAUCUAGAUUUUUAAACCUUCUUUCUCCAACCAAGUAGAGGACGACACACUCCUUGCCGCGUGUACCCCGAGUGAGUGAAGCAGGGCAGAAGUGUGUAAAAGGUGUGCAUGGAAACACAAUACCACAAUAAUGACUCUGCAAUGGCUAUUUGCAGCAACCACUAGACAAAUGAGAUCAACUAAAACUGAAAGAUUAGAAGAGAACGAGAGAAGGGCGCGAAGAAUCCACGUAAAUUUCACUUUUCAAGAGUAAAGAGAAGACCCAGCAGAAGAAAGUCGCGGCAAACCAUUUUUACGUUUAGCAAAGCACGCAAUCACAGGAUUUGUUUUUUUGGGAUGGAAAGAGUAAUGUUUCCACCUCCAACCUGUGCACAAAAUUUCACAUCUCUCGCCAAGAAGAACGUGUGCGCUGGAGAGACACGUGGAUGGAUAUGGAUGACUGUUUGUACCGAACAUCUUUCAGCGAGCUAUUGCGCAGCACUGUGUGUCACUGCGGUCAUCACAGUGAGAGAGAGAGAUAGGAGUGCAGGGGAGUAAAACCAUCCGGAUGAUAGGUUAAUGUUGCCAGCAAAGGCACGAAAAAACCUACGCGGAUGGGGAUGAAAAACUGUUUUCAUCAGACGAGAACAACAACAAACACACUUCUUCGGGAGAACAACAUCAGUUUAGAGAACGAGUUGGAAUCGAAAGAUCAAUCCUGCUGCCGCUGGCUGGCUGGCUGGCUGGCUGGCUGGUAGUAGAAUCAUUGCUAACUAGAUCUGUGCGUCGAGUGUGGCGUGCGCCAACCAAAAGCAACUCAGUCGGACAGCGGGCAGCACGGUCUCUCGCUGCGAAGAAGGAUAAUAACGUGUUUCAGUUAAGAAAAUUUAAAAUAUCCGGGCUACUCUAAAUUGUAUGAGAUGAAAUUUUUUCCAACAAAUACCAACGCAAAAAUGUUUAUCAAUUUCAAUAAAAAACGAUAAGAUCCGGAAA